AUGGUCGUUGAACUCAGCAAGUUCCCGAUCACUCUAGACUCUGUAAUCAACGUGAUUGUACCGCAGCCAAAAAUCGAGGACCAAGGUGGAAGAGGAAGAGGAGGUGCUGGCGUUCAGGGGAUCAAGUUCAUAGCGGACGACGUCGUGAAGUUCGACGUUCACGUGAACGACGAGGAGGAAGCCCUAAGUCGACCCAAUAAGGCCGAGUACGCUGGGAGCUUGGUGUAUUUGCUGCAUAAGAUCAUCUUCAAAAGAAAGACGGUGACAACGAGCCUCCAACUUGGGAUAAUAGACUUGAAGGAUGACUUGGGUGCUGAUGGUGACGACGAUAUUAAGGUUACCUUGGUCCCAAAGUAUGUCAAACGACCCAUUACUAUCCGUCAGAUAAAGAUCGAGUUUCUGAAGUAG
This is a messenger RNA of Pyrus x bretschneideri (Chinese white pear), 408 nucleotides long. Its product is annotated as polyphenol oxidase latent form, chloroplastic-like. The transcript is spliced from 2 exons. Bases 1 to 408 code for a protein of 135 amino acids. Gene Ontology annotation, molecular function: catechol oxidase activity. The record is from RefSeq and is a predicted model, not a curated record. Lineage: Eukaryota; Viridiplantae; Streptophyta; Magnoliopsida; Rosales; Rosaceae.